Molecule: messenger RNA, 1596 nt
Organism: Solanum pennellii
Lineage: Eukaryota; Viridiplantae; Streptophyta; Magnoliopsida; Solanales; Solanaceae
Product: G2/mitotic-specific cyclin S13-7-like
Exons: 7
Coding region: 55-1395 (446 amino acids)
Biological process (GO): regulation of cyclin-dependent protein serine/threonine kinase activity; mitotic cell cycle phase transition
Cellular component (GO): nucleus; centrosome; cyclin-dependent protein kinase holoenzyme complex
Molecular function (GO): cyclin-dependent protein serine/threonine kinase regulator activity
Source: RefSeq, a predicted model, not a curated record
UCUUCAUUUUCCCAAAAUAUUCAGAGAGGAAAAGCUUCAAAGUUUCUGUAAAAAAUGGCUUCAAGAAAUGUUCUUCAACACCAGAAUAAAGGUGAGGUACUUGUCCCUGGUGUAUUAAAGCAGAAAAAGAAUAUGGUAGCAGAAGGGAGAAACCGAAAGGCGCUUGGAGAUAUUGGGAAUCUGGCUACAGGCUGUGGAGUCGAAGGAAAGCCACUUCCUCAGGUAUCUCGCCCCGUAACAAGGAGCUUUUGUGCACAAUUGUUGGCAGCACCUCAAAAUCAGAAGAAAUCUGUGGCUGUUAAUGUAAAAGUAGCAAAUGUUGCUAAUGGAGCUCAAAAAGUACCUGUAGGAAGGAAGCCAGCUCAGAAGAAAGUCACAGUAAAGCCAAAACCCGAGGAGAUUAUUGAAAUUAGUCCCGACACUAGAGAGAAACUAAUGGAGAAGAAGAUGCUUGGGAAGAAGCAGGCUGCUGAAGACAUAACAAAGAAGAAAUCAACUCUUACUUCAACCCUCACUGCUCGAAGCAAGGCUGCGUGUGGUCUGAGUAAGAAACCAAAGGAGCAGAUUGUGGACAUUGAUGCUGCAGAUGUAAACAAUGAAUUGGCAGUUCUGGAAUAUGUUGAAGACAUUUACAACUUCUACAAACUAGCCGAGAGUGAGACAAGAGUUCAUGAUUACAUUGAUUCACAGCCUGAGAUAAACGAAAAAAUGAGAGCAAUUCUGAUUGAUUGGUUAAUUGAAGUCCACCACAAGUUUGAACUUAAUCCAGAAACUCUUUACCUCACAAUAAACAUUGUUGAUCGCUACCUCACUGUGGAGACUUCAUCAAGAAGGGAAUUGCAGUUGUUGGGCAUUAGUGCCAUGCUCAUAGCCUCCAAAUAUGAAGAAAUUUGGGCUCCUGAGGUCAAUGACUUCGUGUGCAUCGCAGACAAAACUUACAGUCAUGAUCAGGUGUUAGCUAUGGAGAAACAAAUUCUUGGGAAACUGGAAUGGUACCUAACAGUCCCAACACCUUACGUGUUCCUCGUACGUUUCAUCAAAGCUUCUCUGCCUGAUUCAGAAAUGGAGAACAUGGUAUAUUUUCUGGCUGAACUGGGAUUGAUGAAUUAUGCAACCAUUAUCUACUGUCCAUCAAUGAUUGCUGCCUCAGCUGUCUAUGCUGCUCGACACACUCUCAACCGAACCCCAUUUUGGAAUGGGACACUCAAGCUGCACACUGGUUUCUCAGAGUCUCAAGUAAUAGAGUGCUCGAGGCAGUUAGUCAGCUAUCACUCCGAGGCUGCAAAUCACAAGCUCAAGGUGAUUUACAAGAAGUACUCAAACUCUGAGAGAGGCGCUGUUGCAUUACUACCUCCAGCCAAAUCCCUGUUGACUGCAUCAUCAUCAUCAUCAUGAUGCUAGCUGAAGCUGCCCCAAAUGCAAUUAAUACUACUGACUGGGAAGAUGACUUAAUAUUUUUCUGUUUCCAUCAAUCAAGAAUCCCCUUUUGUUGUUGCACCCCCCUUUUAUUUGGUUUCUAUUAGUAGUACUACUUGAGCUCCAAGUAGUGUAACCCAUGACUAAAAUGAGAAAUGGAAAUUUGCUUAUUUUUUCUAA